Messenger RNA from Chinchilla lanigera (long-tailed chinchilla), 2105 nucleotides. It is a transcript of the gene Laptm5, whose product is annotated as lysosomal protein transmembrane 5. The record is from RefSeq and is a predicted model, not a curated record. The transcript has 8 exons. The coding region runs from base 74 to 862 and encodes 262 amino acids. NCBI's taxonomy places the organism in Eukaryota, Metazoa, Chordata, Mammalia, Rodentia, Chinchillidae. Gene Ontology annotation, cellular component: lysosomal membrane.
GCUUCCCCUUUUCUGCCUCACUCGGGGCGCUGGCUCCUUCCCCUCAGUGCCUCAGAGGAGGGGACGCAGCACCAUGGCCCCCCACGCAGCCCCCAUCCGCCAGAUCUGCUGCUGCUUCAAUGUCAAGAUUGCCACCACAGCUCUGGCCAUCUACCAUGUGGUCAUGAGCGUCCUGCUGUUCAUCGAGCAUGCGGUGGAGGUGGCCCACGGCAAGGCCCCCUGCAGACCGUCCAAGACGCUCUACCUGCGGAUCGCGGACCUGGUCUCCAGCUUCCUGCUCAUAAGCAUGCUGCUCGUCAUCAGCCUGAGCCUGCUGGUCGGCGUGGUCAAGAACCGAGAGAAGCUCCUGCUGCCCUUCCUGUCCCUGCAAAUCAUGGACUUCCUGCUAUGCCUGCUCACCCUGCUGGGCUCCUACAUCGAGCUGCCCGCCUACCUCAAGUUUGCCUCCCGGACGCGGCCUGGCCCUUCCAAGGUGCCCUUGCUGACCCUGCAGCUGCUGGACUUCUUCCUCAGCAUCCUGACCCUCUGCAGCUCCUACAUGGAAGUGCCCACCUAUCUCAACUUCAAGUCCAUGAACCACAUGAAUUACCUCCCGAGCCAGGAGGGCAUGCCGCACGGCCGCUUCGUGCAGAUGAUGCUGAUCUUCUCCGUCGCCUUUGUCAGCGUCCUCAUCCUGAAGGUCUACAUGUUCAAGUGCGUGUGGAGAUGCUACCAAUUCAUGAAGUAUAUGAACUCAGCCUUGGAGAGGAGCCACUCCAAGAUUCCUCCGAAGGUGGUCCUGCCGUCCUACGAGGAAGCCAUCUCUCUGCCCUCCAAGUCUCCAGAGGGGGGCCCGGCACCACCCCCAUACUCAGAGGUGUGACCCCGCCAAGCCCCAGCCCAAGAGCUGGGAGGGGCAGAGCUGCCUUGUAAUCUGCUUCUUUGCUUUGGGGGCUCCCGUGGGCUGGGUGGCCCAGCCGGCUGACUUCAGGACGAUCUGCUUGUGUCCCCUCCCUGGCCUGCUCCUUGCGCAGGACUUAAAAGAUGCUCACGAUGGGGUCAACCCUCAGGCCGGAGAUUUCCUUGCAUCCCUCACAGAUUCGGCCUGACUGGCUUAUUUCCACCAGUUACAUUUCUGUAGCUGGCUGAUCAUUCCACAUUGGUGAGUCUGGUUAAACCACUAUCAGCCUGGUCAGUUUCACCAAGCAACUGCCAAAUCACAAAGGCAGAUCAGUAAAACAAUUUGGCCAAACAGCAGUCCUCUGCAUUAAUUUGUGAAUAGUUGUCGCUUCACAAGGGGAGGCUCAGUGAGGUCAUCCAGCAGUCACUCCCACACCCCCAAAUAUACACACACAACCAAUUUCUUCAAGUCGCUUGCUUAAACAAUUAGCAGUGCAGCCAACCAUCUGUUACGGAGAAUAGCGAUAGAUAGAAGAGGGAUAGAAUUCAAUAAAAAAUUAAAGUAUCCUCCAAACCAUUCAUUUCCAAGGAGCCCAGCACCUGGCCGCCGGCUCUGCUCCUUGACUGCCUCCUAGUGGCUGGAGAAUUGUUAAUUCCUCUGAGGGGACGGAGAAUUGUUAAAACAGUUGCUGGCUGUCAGCCUGUUGCAGGAAAUAACGGUUGUCUCCAUCCUCAAACAGUCACUCCGUGCAAUUGUUUUGCUAAAACAGUUGGAACUGCCCACAGUCAAAUGCUGUCCUGGCCGCUCCUGGCUUGGGCUCAGUGGGGUCCCAGUGGUGGAUUCCGUGACCUCGCCCAAAGUUGUCUGGAAGAACCAGCUGUCAGCCCAUGCCGCUGCCGGGCUGCUCAGGCUGGAGGCCCGGCAGUGCUGCCCAGGGCUUGCGGCCAAGCAAAAUCCAGCCCUGAAUCAGGCACGGCCGUGCUGGAGUCGGCCCAGGCCGGUCAGGCGUGUGAAGACAGGCACGGCCUCUGUGCUUCUGUGGGUGCACACGGGAGGCGGUGCCGUCCACACCUUCCUGUGGUGGGGGCCGGCUGCAGCACAGGUCCUCGGGUCCUCUGUCAGCGUGCAGGGAGAGGCUGCCUGGGCUCGGGAGGCUCCUGCCACACCUCACGUCGUUGCUUUUUGUGUGACCGGGAAGGGUUUCAAUAAAACAGGAUGAAGCUUU